Jaculus jaculus (lesser Egyptian jerboa) is the source of this 1890-nucleotide messenger RNA. RefSeq lists its product as uncharacterized. The transcript is spliced from 40 exons. The record is from RefSeq and is a predicted model, not a curated record. Lineage: Eukaryota; Metazoa; Chordata; Mammalia; Rodentia; Dipodidae. The coding region runs from base 118 to 1890 and encodes 590 amino acids.
GAGCUGUCACCUAGUUUCUGUAGCAAGAAGUGAUGCCCAGCCAGUGUCCUGCUGUCCUUUUUCUGCCAUGAUGAAACUUCCCCUCCAGACUGAAAGCCAAGUAAACCCUUUCUUCCCAUGAGCUGCUUGUGGUCCAGUGUUUUGUCCCUGAAACGUGAAGUGGAGGAUGUUGCCACUCAUGACAACAGACUUACAAAUAAAGAUGAAGACACAGAAUCUAGUGAAAAGAUUGCACCCACGACACAUGGUGAAAAUAGUUCACUCCCAACAACAUCGGGAAAAGGACCAUUGGAUUAUGACACCCAUAUAUUUUCCCCAGUUGAAGAAGUUACCCUUCCUAAGCAAGAACUUAUGGAAGAGGAAAAAGUCCUUGAAGGAAGGGAAAAUAUUGACCUUGAAGAUCCUGAUAAAGGUUCCCUCACAACAAACUUGGAGGAACAACAAUUCAAUGAUGACUCCUAUACUGAAUCACCAGUUGAGGAAGUUACCCUUCAUAAGCAAGAACUUAAGGAAGAGGACAAAGUCCUUGAAGGAAGGGAAAAUAUUGACCUUGAAAAUCCUGAAAAAGGUUCCCUCACAACAAACUUGGAGGAACAACAAUUCAAUGAUGACUCCUAUACUAAAUCACCAGUUGAGGAUGUUACCCUUCUUGAGCAAGAACUUAUGGAAGAGGACAAAGUCCUGGAAGGAAGGGAAAAUAUUGACCUUGAAAAUCCUGAUAAAGUUGAGGAAAUUACCCUUCUUGAGCAAGAAUGUGCAGAAGAGGACAACGUCCUUGAAGGAAGGGAAAAUAUUGACCUUGAAGACCCUGAUAAAGGUUCCAUCUCCACAAUAUUGGAAGAAGGACCAUUUGAUGAUGACUCCGAUACCACAUCAUCGAGUCAAUGGAAGGACAUAAGUAAAACAAGUUCAGGGAAUGAAAAUCAAAUUGACGAUGGUACUGUUCAUGAUCAGCUACACACUAAUAGAAAUGAUGACAAUGAGGCCAAUGAACAGAUGGCUGCUGCUGAAAGUCAAAACGAUAUUUCAGAGGAGGAUGAAAUUACUCCCUCCACGACGACAUAUACACAGACACAUUUUGUACAGAUUGGAUCAUGGAAGACAGGAUUACGUCAAUAUUUUCGCAGAGCUUUUACAGCUCCUUACUUCUCUGAUUGUUACUUUAGCCUGUGUCCUUCUUUUGAUAUAGCAGACAGCUCUCUGGAUGUGGCAUAUAUAGGCACAGAAACCUCAUUUGAAAUACGUGAAAAGACAGAUGCUGAUGAAAAUUCAAUUGGCGUGUCAACAGCACAGUCACCAGAGGAACUGCAGCACGAUGGCUCUAUCACAUCAAAGACUGAUAUGACAGGCAAAAUGCCAGAAGAAUCAGAAAACACUGAAACAGCCAGAUCACAACCUGUUGACGACUAUGCCAUUUAUGAUCAGCCACACACUAAUAGAGAAGACGACAGUGAGGCCAGAGAAAAGAUGGCUGCUGUUGAAAGUCAAAACAAUGAUUCAGAAGAGGAUGAAAUUACUCCCUCCACAAUGAAACAUACACAGACACAUUUUGUACAGAUUGGAUCAUGGAAGACAGGAUUGCGUAAAUCUAUUCGCAGAGCUUUUUCAAUUCCUCACUUCUUUGGCUGUCACUUGACACUGUUUCCUUCUUUUGAUACAGCAGACAGCUCUCUGGAUGUGGCAUAUAUAGGCAAAGAAACCCCAUUUGAAAUACGUGAAAAGACAGAUGCUGCUGAAAAUCCCACUGGUGUGUCAUCAGCACAACCAACAGAGGAACCACAGCAUGAUGUAAAGCACUGUUCUUUGUCUUCUAUAGAAAUAGAGACCUCUUUUUCAGUCAAUGUGAAUAAUUCUUGGGCAGACAUACAUUACUGGGUGGUUUGGAGGUGA